AUGAACCGGCCGGGUGAACCAUCAGUGGACUGCGCGAGUCAUGAAGAAUUCAUAGUUGUUGAACGCCCCACAGCACGUGUCGCAUUACCCCCCAAGGAAGCUCCUGCGGCAGAUGGAGACUCCGAUGAAGAAGGCGAGGUCGAUGGUUCGCAAGUAAAUGAUAUUGAUCUAUUGGAGGACUUCCCGGACGACACUGAUGAAUUAGAGCUCGUACACUCGCGGUUGAGCUCUUUGGCCAAUCUUCGACUCGAUCGGUUUGCGAGGCAUCUGAGGAAGCUAUGUCUCAGACAAAACGCUAUAUCGCAUCUAGAUCCCGAGAUCUUUAGACAGCUCACGCAGCUCGAAGAACUCGACAUGUACGACAAUAAACUCAAGACUCUGGGAGAUGCCUUGGACAACAUGUCUUCACUAACUGUUCUGGACCUCUCAUUCAACCUUCUACGACAAGUGCCUGAGGCACUAUCGCAUCUAUGUUCCUUGAAGACCGUGUAUUUUGUUCAAAACAAGAUCUCCAAAAUCACUGGCUUGGAAUCGGUGGGAGUGACAUUAAGAAGUCUUGAACUUGGUGGAAAUAGAAUACGGCAUAUCGAAGGUCUGGAUGCGUUGGUCAACCUGGAGGAAUUAUGGCUUGGGAAAAACAAGCUCAAGAAGCUAGAGAAUCUGGACAAGCUGGGCAGACUGAAAAUAUUGUCUCUUCAGUCUAACAGGAUCACAAAGAUUGAGUGCCUGGAACGAUUGGUUGAUCUGGAAGAGCUCUACUUGAGUCACAACGGAGUCGAGCGUUUGGAAGGUUUGGAGAACAACAAAAAGCUGAGAACGCUUGACGUUGGUGCGAACUUUAUUCCAGCGAUCGAAAAUAUCUCGCAUCUCGCAUCACUAGAGGAGCUUUGGCUCAAUAACAACAAGAUCCCUGAUCUGCGAGCCCUUGAGCCCCAGCUCAAGAAUAUGGCAUCCCUUGAAACAAUCUACCUGGAAGGCAAUCCGUGUCAGCAAGUCGAAGGUACAAGUUACAGACGGAAGAUAAUGCUUGCGCUUCCACAAGUUAAGCAAAUUGAUGCCACUUUUGCGAGACCCUUAUGA
Molecule: messenger RNA, 1080 nt
Organism: Suillus paluster
Lineage: Eukaryota; Fungi; Basidiomycota; Agaricomycetes; Boletales; Suillaceae
Product: L domain-like protein
Exons: 9
Coding region: 1-1080 (359 amino acids)
Molecular function (GO): protein binding
Source: RefSeq, a predicted model, not a curated record